UCCGCGCACCUUCGUCUGCCGCCGUCACCAAGCGCCACAACCCGAUGAAAUGCACCGUCUGCACGGAUGGAUUCAAGUUCCCAACGAGCACACCCUGCUUUGAUAACUACUGCGUGCGAUGCCUAGAGGACCAUAUUCUCACGUUCAAAAGGGGCGCAGGAUGCGACUGUCCGCUGUGCAGGUGUGGGAUAUUGUUGCCGCUGUCGGCACAGAAGGACGGUCUUCGUUACCAAGGAAAAAUGAUCAAUUCGCUAAAUGGAACUGGGCUACGCGUUUGCAAUAACUGUAAGGAAUCCAGAUUGGCACAAUAUCGAUGUAACGCAUGCGAAGAGCAGUUCUGCGAAAAGUGCAAUAAAGAUUUCCUGCGCCGCAUGCGAAUCGACGGGCAUUUUAAUACAACGCAUUUCAGCGAUUUCACCGGCGUCGACCACGCUAUUCCGGCCAUCAGUGCCGUCGGUCUAGACGAAGACUCGCUCGAUUCCGUUUCAUUACCAUCACUGCUGCCAAAGAGCUUCGGGUUACGAUGCAAGGAUCACGACGAUGAAGAACUACGAUUCCACUGCAAAGACUGCGACAAAAGCAUCUGUCGGGAUUGCAAGAUUCUGUCCCACGAAGGUCACCAAACGUUGGCACUCGAUGACAUUUAUGAAGACAGAAAGCAACAUUUGUCUCAAGCCAUCAAAUUGUCAAACGCCAAUAUCAGAAAAUUACACGCCGAGUGCGCUGAGAUCAAUUCCAAGAAGUUAGAAAUCGAUCAGGAAUCUAGGGAAGCAAUUUCCCAAAUUGAAAACCAGGCUAAUGAAGCGAAACGGAUGAUUGAUGAACUGUCAAAAGCAAUGAUAAAGACAAUUCUGACGCAGAACACUCAGAGUCGCGGACAACUUGACCGUAGUCGAGAAAUAGUCAAGGAAAAAGUCAAGACGUUGCAGAGUUAUGUCGAAGAAAGUACAAAGUACCUUGACUCAGACAACUGCUUUGACAUUAUUGACAAAUCUCCAAAGAUGACCAGAGCGAUGAACGAGACAGACGUGUCUCCGACUGCCGAGCGGCAUUGGCGUAAGAAGUACGUGUUCCUACCCGUUGACCUGAAGAUUCAGACAUCUCAGCACAUGUUCGGUCGCCUGCAGACCAUUGUGGAAGGCCUCAUUAGAGAGGUGCCAUGCGUGGAACUGGAGCUCCAAAGCACUUUCAACAGCGACAUGAAAUACAAGAGUACGACUUCACUAGCGCCUCUAACCGAUGGCACUGUUUGGGUGUGCAACGGAGAAGCGGCAAUAUGUAAGAUAUACGUGUACAAUAUGACCGGCAAACCGAUGAAAGAAAUUCUUGUAGAUGUUGGAACAAAGGGAGUGAGCCUUUUCAGGAUUUGUCAUACGAUAAAUGAAGAGUACAUUGUAUCAACCGGGCUCUCGGCUUUGUAUUAUAUCAUCGGCGAAACUGGAGAGCUGAAGUUUCGCUACCAGGCCUCAACAUCGGCUGACGGAGUGGCAAGCGACUCCCAUGGUCUGAUCUACUUGUCAGCAUGCAAAGAUGACACCCUGUACAUUCUAAACAGCAAAGGUGUACCAAUACCAUCGUCGUACGCCAUGCAUAAACCAACUGCUGUAGCUAUUGACAACGCUGACACGAUCUGGGUUGGGGACUGGAAUAAAGUGCAUGUCUUAAAGUAUAAGAUGUAA
Molecule: messenger RNA, 1679 nt
Organism: Dreissena polymorpha
Lineage: Eukaryota; Metazoa; Mollusca; Bivalvia; Myida; Dreissenidae
Product: tripartite motif-containing protein 45-like
Exons: 4
Coding region: 45-1679 (544 amino acids)
Biological process (GO): positive regulation of DNA-templated transcription
Cellular component (GO): nucleoplasm; chromatin
Molecular function (GO): ubiquitin-protein transferase activity; zinc ion binding
Source: RefSeq, a predicted model, not a curated record